Arvicanthis niloticus (Nile rat) is the source of this 1339-nucleotide messenger RNA. It is a transcript of the gene Cd53, whose product is annotated as CD53 molecule. NCBI's taxonomy places the organism in Eukaryota, Metazoa, Chordata, Mammalia, Rodentia, Muridae. The record is from RefSeq and is a predicted model, not a curated record. Gene Ontology annotation, cellular component: plasma membrane.
CACUGCCUUCAAAAGGGCAUACUAUCCCAGCAUGGGCAUGAGCAGCCUGAAAUUGCUGAAAUAUGUUCUGUUUUUCUUUAACUUGCUUUUUUGGAUUUGUGGCUGUUGCAUUUUGGGCUUCGGGAUCUACUUCCUGGUCCAUAAUACCUAUGGAGUACUCUUCCGUAACCUCCCCUUCCUGACACUUGGCAAUGUUCUGGUCAUUGUGGGCUCCAUUAUCGUGGUAGUUGCCUUCUUGGGUUGCAUGGGAUCAAUCAAGGAGAAUAAGUGUCUGCUUAUGUCGUUCUUUGUUCUGUUGCUGAUUAUUCUCCUUGCUGAGGUGACCUUAGCCAUCCUGCUCUUUGUGUAUGAACAAAAGCUCAGCACCUUAGUGGCUGAGGGUCUGAAUGACAGCAUCCAACAUUAUCACUCUGACAACAGCACCAUGAUGGCAUGGGACUUCAUCCAGUCACAACUGCAGUGUUGCGGUGUAAAUGGAUCUAGUGAUUGGAACACUGGUCCACCAUCUUCCUGCCCAUCAGGUGCAGAUGUUCAGGGUUGUUAUAAUAAAGCACAAUCGUGGUUUCACUCCAAUUUCUUGUAUAUUGGAAUUGUUACCAUCUGUGUAUGUGUGAUACAGGUGCUGGGGAUGUCCUUUGCACUGACACUGAACUGCCAGAUUGACAAAACCAGCCAGGCUUUAGGGCUGUGACUUGCACCUACCCCCUGCUUAAGUGAUUUACUUCUCUCUACAAAGUCAAAGCACCCAUUCCAUGAGGACUUAAACAAUUACCUGUCUGCCUGGCAUUUUAGCUUCCUCUUAUUCCUUCUUUGACUGGAUCUCUGUCUUACACACAUCCAAGGAAGAGAAUAUUUGUCUUGGACUUCCCAUAUCAAGCAGAAGACAAAUAUUAACCAACUGAUAGCAAUAACUAUAUCUCUUAAAGAUGGUGAAACAUGCCUGGGUGAUUUCUUUUAAGAAACACUGUAGCACUGGUGGUUUGAGAUACACUACUAGCUGCAGGUGUGAAUAUAGUUCAUAUAUGGCCUGGCACAUGUGAGUCCUUGAGUUUAGUCCCAAAUACUACAAUAAAGAGGUCCAAGUUGAAAUGUUAGACUCUUAACAAUUGCCAAAUCAAUCUCUAGCCCCUAAAUCUUGUUACUUUCACUCUACAAAGUCACAUAAGGGACAAGCUGAAAGAAAAUUUGGAGUCCCACUCAUUAGAUAAUUGACAUAUCCAGUUUCCUUUUGAACAUAGUCCUUGGUAAUAGGAAUCAUACAGAGAUCUUUUAUCUCAGAAAAUAUUCCUAUUUCUUUGUUAAAAUGUCUUAUUGAUUUUGUUCCAUCCAUCCAUUCAUG